Linum trigynum is the source of this 1053-nucleotide messenger RNA. The record is from the annotation of a GenBank genome assembly. Lineage: Eukaryota; Viridiplantae; Streptophyta; Magnoliopsida; Malpighiales; Linaceae.
AACUAAGCUACCUAUAAAUAUUUGGUAUUGAUUUUGUAGAAAGAGUGUUGUUUUGAGAUAUGGAUAAGAGAAGGAAGAAGAAGAGAGAGGAAGGAUCAUCUUCCAACCUUACAUGGCAAGAGAAGAAGAAUAUUGCUGAUAAGGAAGAGAAAUCGUUGCUAAACGAGAUCCAAGCUCUUCGAGCAUGGGUUGGCAUGGUGGGUGCAAUGAACGAUGAGCAAUUGAAGGAAUACUUGAAGAACAGGCCUCAAGAUUUGAAGACUUCCAAAAUCCAGAAGAAGAAGCCUCCUCCUACUAGGGACCAAAAAGUCUAUCGCCAGCGAGUGAAGCUCCCUGAAUCUCUGAAAUAAUGGCUUCAAUUCUGGAUAUCCAUACCCGAGAACAGAUUAGUAGCCUAUUUCGCCAAACUUAUUGUAACAGGGUAAACUGAACAGAAAUGUACCCUAAAAUCCGACAUGACUGUUCUUCUGUAUACAUCAAUUUCUAUCCAAUAAAUGUUUCUGGUUCAACGAGUACAACUUUCACUCCACAUCCCUUUUCUGUAUAUGAAACCUACUUCGGAAACUACAAUCACAAAUUCACUAGCUUUCAAGUAUCAUCAUUGUAAACCAGCAGAGAAUAUUGAAGAACAAUCAGUUAUGACUGCAAAAAAGAAGAAUAAAGAGCAGAUCUUCUAGGCUUGUACUCAAUUGUCACUCAUUAACUUCGUCAUUUCUAAGAUCGAAUGCCGGGGAACAGCCAUUCCAUGAUUGCCUUCACAAGUGUAUCAAAUUACGCUAGGAUUUUGCAUUUCGACCCCCUCUUCUGCUGACUUCUUCACACAACCUGCAAGGCAGGGUGUCGAGACUUAACGAACGUGUUUCCCCAUAGUUGCCUAGAACACCACAUCUCCUCCAUGCAUGGUAUUCAGCAUAUGCCACUGCAUCAUUAGCUAGAGCCUUAACGUAUGAAGCGAGUUCGUUCAUGGAUCUAAAUUUGCUCCCGUCUAUGAUUGAGUGAGGAGGAACGAAGUCCCACACAUUUGGCGCCCCAAAAUAGAUUGGGACAGAUCCA